Capsella rubella is the source of this 909-nucleotide messenger RNA. Its product is annotated as ethylene-responsive transcription factor 12. The record is from RefSeq and is a predicted model, not a curated record. Gene Ontology annotation, biological process: regulation of DNA-templated transcription. Gene Ontology annotation, molecular function: DNA-binding transcription factor activity; DNA binding. Lineage: Eukaryota; Viridiplantae; Streptophyta; Magnoliopsida; Brassicales; Brassicaceae. The coding region runs from base 104 to 679 and encodes 191 amino acids. The transcript has a single exon.
GUCAACAAAAGCAAAACCUCUUUCUUCCUUCAUAUUUAUAUACUAGUAGUACUCACUAACUCUCUCUAGAUUCUCUCAUCUUCUCUGAUAGAGAUUCUCGACGAUGGCGUCUACGACAUGUGCAAGAGAGGUGCAUUACAGAGGAGUGAGAAAGAGACCAUGGGGUCGUUACGCUGCUGAGAUUAGAGAUCCUUGGAAGAAAACUAGGGUUUGGUUAGGCACUUUCGACACUCCCGAAGAAGCUGCUCUCGCUUACGACGGCGCCGCUCGUUUCCUCCGUGGUAUCAAAGCCAAAACUAACUUCCCUUCUCCUCUCUCUCUCGACCUUAACCACAUCCCUUCCGCUCCCUCUGUCGCAACUCCCGCACCAGAUCAUAACCAACACAAUCACCAUCAACAGCUCUGGUUCGCCGCUCCUCCUCCUCCUCCUCCUACUAUCUCCGACCACCAUCACCAGCACCACCGGAUAUUUCUACGAACUGGAGUGCUCAACGACAAAACUUCAGAUUACACCUCUAACGAAGCGCCGCUUUACUUCGCCGCCCCGCCUAAUGCCGCCACGUCACCAUCUAAUGGUCGAGUGGUAGGGUUUCCUGUAACGAGUCCUUCUCCUUCACCUGCUACGGUGAGACGUGGCCUAUCCAUUGACCUCAACGAGCCUCCGCCGCUUUGGAUGUAAAACAAAAGUAUUAAGUCUCGAUAUAGACGGCGCCGUUUCGGCGGACUUUUGUAUACGGCGCCGUUUUAGACAACUUUCGGUGGAAGUAUUUGUUUCUUUUUAGCAGAUAUCUUUUUGUUAGAGUUAUAUUUUAAGUAGUUCUUUUGUUCGUUAUGUAAGAGACGGAAGAGAUCGAUUGUUAUGAGAUCCAUGUUGCGGAAAGAUGAAAAAAACAAAAGAAAGUUAUUUAA